AUGGCCCUUAUAAUGCCUGCUCCUGAACUAGUCAACUCAUUCGCACAAUGGCAAGCAGACAAUCUUAUUCACAACUGCUUGAACUGUCAAACAAAGUUUUCGUUUCUGGUCCGGAAGCAUCAUUGCAGAUGCUGCGGGGGCAUUUUCUGCGCCAACUGCAGCGACAACUUCUUAUGGUAUGACAAACGAAAGGUCAAGGUUGUUCGGCGGAAAGAUGAUACCGAUGGGUUUGAAGUCCCGCCUUACAGGACAUGCAACUCCUGUUGCGAGAACUUGACCCAGAUGCAUCUCAUACAGCCAAGGUGGGGAGACAAACUGAUGCGCCUCCAAGGCUCAAGCAUGAGAACACCUCAACCUCAACCAGCGCCUGUGUUACCCACUUCGUCUUCAGCUUCUUCGGUUCAAGCUACCGAACUUGCAAAGGCUUCCGGCGCGGCUGAGAAUACUCGCGAUCUGGACCAGGAAUCUAGCAGAUGUCCCAUUUGCAAUCUCGAUCUGUUUAAGCUCUCCGAGAUAGAUUCAGCAAUGCAUAUACAAAAUUGCAUUGAGAGAGCAGAAUCAACGCAGCAACAUCAUGAUCAAUCAAGCCCUGGAGAAAGCCCAGCCCAGCGAAAUCGAAUGCUGGUGUAUGUGAUCCCCCCGGACCAGGACACACCUGACCCAACCUCUCAAGGAGAUCCAGAAUGUCCGAUUUGCUUCGAAGAGAUGAAACCUGGCGACAAGGUUGGAAGACUUGAGUGCCUAUGUGUGUUUCAUUAUGAUUGCAUUAAGAGUUGGUUUCGAAAGAAGUCUCAAAAGCUCAAAUCUACUACAGGAAAGUCCGUUAGUAAGAAUUUCUGUCCCCUGCAUGACGCAGUGUUUUAG
This is a messenger RNA of Lachancea thermotolerans CBS 6340, 864 nucleotides long. It is a transcript of the gene PIB1, whose product is annotated as phosphatidylinositol-3-phosphate-binding ubiquitin-protein ligase. The record is from RefSeq and is a predicted model, not a curated record. NCBI's taxonomy places the organism in Eukaryota, Fungi, Ascomycota, Saccharomycetes, Saccharomycetales, Saccharomycetaceae. Gene Ontology annotation, molecular function: metal ion binding. Bases 1 to 864 code for a protein of 287 amino acids. The transcript has a single exon.